Messenger RNA from Mucor mucedo, 812 nucleotides. RefSeq names its product DNA-directed RNA polymerase. The record is from RefSeq and is a predicted model, not a curated record. Gene Ontology annotation, biological process: transcription by RNA polymerase II. Bases 228 to 659 code for a protein of 143 amino acids. Gene Ontology annotation, molecular function: DNA binding; protein dimerization activity. The transcript is spliced from 3 exons. Gene Ontology annotation, cellular component: RNA polymerase II, core complex. NCBI's taxonomy places the organism in Eukaryota, Fungi, Mucoromycota, Mucoromycetes, Mucorales, Mucoraceae.
CCCGUUACUAUGGCUUUUAGGUAAAAUCUCAGGAUAGGUCAUUAUCUAUUCUUGAUAUGGGCAGUCUUUUUGUAUGAGUGCAUUCUGUCUAGUUGUUGGGCGUGAUUUUCCUUGUUGAAGAACAGUCACCAAUAAUUGUGAAUAGUAGGCAUUCUUUUUUUUGGGAUUUUGGAUAUUUUGCUCUUUUGUAGAUACACACUCGCCAACCAACACUACACACAUUAAAGAUGAAUGCUCCCGAUCGUUUUGAAUUAUUCGUGAUUCCUGAAGGAAGAAAGAAGGUAGAGAUGGAGGUGGAUACCAAGAUCCCCAAUGCCGCUACCUUUGCUAUUGAACGUGAAGAUCAUACGCUUGGUAAUAUUUUGAGAGGUCAAUUAUUAAAGGAUCCUAGAGUUUUAUUUGCUGGUUACAAAGUGCCUCAUCCUCUCGAACACAAUUUUGUGAUUAAAGUCCAAACCGUACCUGGCACUUCACCUGGAAAAGCCUUAAAAGACGCCACAUCCGAACUCAUUUCAGAAGUCAAUGCGCUAAAGAACAAAUUUGAUAUGGAAGUCAUUCGUCACCGUACUUUUGAGGAUGCCAAGGCUUCACAAUCAGGUUACGACGACUCCAUGAAUAACAUGGAUUCUCACCAUGCUGUAAUGGACGUAGACUUUUAAGAUUAUUGGGAGAGAAAGAGAUAAAAGAAGAAUGGCCCUUUUAUAUCUUUCUGGCGUGUGUAUCAGAUUAAAAUAAAGGAACACUUUUUUUUUUUUUAAUUGUAAAUAUGACCUUCCUUUAAUGCUUACUCAAGCAGAAAACCCCACACUCUG